Sus scrofa (pig) is the source of this 5164-nucleotide messenger RNA. RefSeq names its product misshapen like kinase 1 (gene MINK1). The record is from RefSeq and is a predicted model, not a curated record. Gene Ontology annotation, cellular component: cytosol. Lineage: Eukaryota; Metazoa; Chordata; Mammalia; Artiodactyla; Suidae. Gene Ontology annotation, biological process: protein phosphorylation. Gene Ontology annotation, molecular function: ATP binding; protein kinase activity.
UCCCGGUGCGCGGCCACUCGGCGCCUGCGCAGGACAGCGGGGAGGCUCGGGUUGCAGGCUCUGGGGCGCUCGCUCCUGUCAGUCGGUGGGUAGGUCCUCCCGCCGGCCCUCCCCCUCCCCGUUCUCCGGGGGAGGCGCGGUGGAGUCCGCCCCCAGGAUCCCCCGAUGGGGGAGAAGCGGCGACGGCGGCAGCGGAAAAACCGAGCCGGAGCGUGAGCGGCCCCGGGGCCCGGUUCCCCGCGGAGGCCAUGGGCGACCCAGCCCCCGCCCGCAGCCUGGACGACAUCGACCUGUCCGCCCUGCGGGAUCCUGCUGGAAUCUUCGAGCUGGUGGAGGUGGUCGGCAAUGGAACCUACGGACAGGUGUACAAGGGUCGGCAUGUCAAGACCGGGCAGCUGGCUGCCAUCAAGGUCAUGGAUGUCACGGAGGAUGAGGAGGAAGAGAUCAAGCAGGAGAUCAACAUGCUGAAAAAAUACUCUCACCACCGCAACAUCGCCACCUACUACGGGGCCUUCAUCAAGAAGAGCCCCCCUGGGAACGACGACCAGCUCUGGCUGGUCAUGGAGUUCUGUGGUGCCGGUUCCGUGACGGACCUGGUGAAGAACACGAAGGGCAACGCCCUGAAGGAGGACUGCAUCGCCUACAUCUGCCGCGAGAUCCUCCGGGGUCUGGCCCACCUCCACGCCCACAAGGUCAUCCACCGGGACAUCAAGGGGCAGAAUGUGCUGCUGACAGAGAAUGCCGAGGUCAAGCUAGUGGACUUCGGGGUGAGCGCUCAGCUGGACCGCACGGUGGGCAGGCGCAACACCUUCAUCGGGACCCCCUACUGGAUGGCCCCCGAGGUCAUCGCCUGUGAUGAGAACCCCGACGCCACCUACGAUUACAGGAGUGACAUUUGGUCUUUAGGAAUCACAGCCAUCGAGAUGGCAGAGGGAGCCCCCCCUCUGUGUGACAUGCACCCCAUGCGAGCCCUCUUCCUCAUCCCCCGCAAUCCGCCACCCAGGCUCAAGUCCAAGAAAUGGUCUAAGAAGUUCAUCGACUUCAUUGACACGUGUCUCAUCAAGACGUACCUGAGCCGCCCGCCGACGGAGCAGCUGCUCAAGUUCCCCUUCAUCCGAGACCAGCCCACCGAGCGGCAGGUCCGCAUCCAGCUCAAGGACCACAUCGACCGAUCGCGCAAGAAGCGAGGCGAGAAAGAGGAGACAGAGUAUGAGUACAGCGGCAGCGAAGAGGAAGACGACAGCCACGGCGAGGAAGGAGAGCCAAGCUCCAUCAUGAACGUGCCAGGGGAGUCGACCCUCCGCCGGGAAUUCCUCCGGCUCCAGCAGGAGAACAAGAGCAACUCGGAAGCUUUAAAGCAGCAACAGCAGCUGCAGCAGCAGCAACAGCGAGACCCCGAGGCGCACAUCAAGCACCUCCUGCACCAGCGACAGCGGCGCAUUGAGGAGCAGAAGGAGGAGCGGCGGCGUGUUGAAGAGCAACAGCGGCGGGAGCGGGAGCAGCGGAAGCUGCAGGAGAAGGAGCAGCAGCGGCGGCUGGAGGACAUGCAGGCCCUGCGGCGGGAGGAGGAGAGGCGGCAGGCCGAGCGGGAGCAGGAAUAUAUCCGUCACAGGCUAGAGGAGGAGCAGCGGCAGCUCGAGAUCCUUCAGCAACAGCUGCUCCAGGAACAGGCCCUACUGCUGGAAUACAAGCGGAAGCAGCUGGAGGAGCAGCGGCAGUCGGAGCGCCUGCAGAGGCAGCUGCAGCAGGAGCAUGCCUACCUCAAGUCCCUGCAGCAGCAGCAGCAGCAGCAGCAGCAGCUUCAGAAGCAGCAGCAGCAGCAAAUCCUGCCCGGGGACAGGAAGCCCCUGUAUCAUUACGGUCGGGGCAUUAACCCCGCUGACAAACCAGCCUGGGCCCGAGAGGUGGAAGAGAGGACAAGGAUGAACAAGCAGCAGAACUCUCCCCUGGCCAAGACCAAGCCAGGCAGCUCGGGGCCUGAGCCCCCGGGCCCCCAGGCCUCCCCUGGGCCCCCAGGCCCCCUUUCCCAGACUCCUCCUAUGCAGAGGCCGGUGGAGCCCCAGGAGGGACCGCACAAGAGCCUGGUGGCACACCGGGUCCCACUGAAGCCAUAUGCAGCGCCUGUACCCCGAUCCCAGUCCCUGCAGGACCAGCCCACCCGAAACCUGGCUGCCUUCCCAGCGGCCCACGACCCCGACCCCGCCGUCCCCGCCCCCACUGCCACGCCCAGUGCCCGAGGAGCUGUCAUCCGCCAGAACUCAGACCCCACUUCCGAAGGGCCUGGCCCCAGCCCCAGCCCUCCAGCCUGGGUCCGGCCUGACAACGAGGCCCCUCCCAAGGUGCCGCAGAGAACCUCCUCCAUCGCCACUGCCCUUAACACCAGUGGGGCCCGAGGGGCCCGGCCGGCCCAGGCUGUCCGCGCCAGACCUCGCAGCAACUCCGCCUGGCAAAUCUACCUGCAAAGGCGGGCAGAGCGGGGCACCCCCAAGCCUCCAGGGCCCCCUGCUCAGCCCCCUGGCCCGCCCAGCGCCUGUAGUAACCCUGACCUCAGGAGGAGCGACCCUGGCUGGGAGCGCUCGGACAGCGUCCUGCCCGCCUCGCACGGGCACCUCCCCCAGGCUGGCUCGCUGGAGCGGAACCGUGUGGGAGCCUCCUCCAAACUGGACAGCUCGCCCGUGCUCUCCCCUGGCAACAAAGCCAAGCCUGAUGACCACCGCUCGCGGCCCGGCAGGCCCGCAAGCUAUAAGCGCGCCAUUGGUGAGGACUUCGUGCUGCUCAAAGAGCGGACUCUGGACGAGGCCCCCCGGCCUCCCAAGAAGGCCAUGGACUACUCCUCGUCCAGCGAGGAGGUGGAGAGCAGCGAGGACGAUGAGGAGGAGAGCAACGGCGAGCCUUCCCAGGGGAGCAGAGACACCCCCGGGGCCCGGGGCACUCAGGUGGCAGGCAGGGCCGGGAGGGCCCCUGACCUCGCGCUCUCCCACCCCAGCGACGGCGACACCGACAGCGUCAGCACCAUGGUGGUCCACGACGUGGAGGAGGUGGCCGGGACCCAGACUCCCUACGGGGGCGGCACCAUGGUGGUCCAGCGUACCCCGGAAGAGGAGCGAAGCCUGCUACACGCCGACAGCAACGGCUACACGAACCUGCCAGACGUGGUCCAGCCCAGCCACUCGCCCACUGAGAGCAGCAAAGGCCAAAGCCCCCCCUUGAAGGAUGGCGGCAGUGACUACCAGUCUCGUGGGCUGGUGAAGGCCCCGGGCCAGAGCUCGUUUACCAUGUUUGUGGACCUGGGGAUCUACCAGUCCGGAGGCAGUGGGGAUACCAUCCCCAUCACAGCCCUGCUGGGUGGAGAGGGCGGCCGGCUCGACCAGCUCCAGUUGGACGUGAGGAAAGGCUCUGUGGUCAACGUGAACCCCACCACCACCCGGGCCCACAGCGAGACCCCCGAGAUCCGGAAGUACAAGAAGCGGUUCAACUCCGAGAUCCUCUGUGCGGCCCUUUGGGGGGUCAACCUGCUGGUGGGCACGGAGAACGGGCUGAUGCUGCUGGACCGCAGCGGGCAGGGCAAGGUGUACGGGCUCAUCGGGCGCCGCCGCUUCCAGCAGAUGGACGUGCUGGAGGGACUCAACCUGCUCAUCACCAUCUCAGGGAAAAGGAACAAACUGCGGGUGUACUACCUGUCCUGGCUCCGGAACAAGAUCCUGCACAACGACCCGGAAGUGGAGAAGAAGCAGGGCUGGACCACCGUCGGGGACAUGGAGGGCUGCGGCCACUACCGCGUUGUGAAGUACGAACGCAUCAAGUUCCUGGUCAUCGCCCUGAAGAACUCGGUGGAGGUGUAUGCCUGGGCCCCCAAACCGUACCACAAAUUCAUGGCUUUCAAGUCCUUUGCGGACCUCCCGCACCGCCCUCUGCUGGUGGACCUGACGGUGGAGGAGGGGCAGCGGCUCAAGGUCAUCUACGGCUCCAGCGCCGGCUUCCACGCGGUGGACGUCGACUCGGGGAACAGCUACGACAUCUACAUCCCCGUGCACAUCCAGAGCCAGAUCACGCCCCACGCCAUCAUCUUCCUCCCCAACACGGACGGCAUGGAGAUGCUGCUGUGCUACGAGGACGAGGGCGUCUACGUCAACACGUACGGGCGCAUCAUCAAGGACGUGGUGCUGCAGUGGGGAGAGAUGCCCACCUCUGUGGCCUACAUCUGCUCCAACCAGAUCAUGGGCUGGGGUGAGAAAGCCAUUGAGAUCCGCUCGGUGGAGACGGGCCACCUGGACGGCGUCUUCAUGCACAAGCGAGCCCAGAGGCUCAAGUUCCUGUGCGAGCGGAACGACAAGGUGUUUUUUGCCUCCGUCCGCUCCGGGGGCAGCAGCCAAGUUUACUUCAUGACGCUGAACCGUAACUGCAUCAUGAACUGGUGACGGGGCCCUGGGCUGGGCUGUCCCUCGGGGACCAGCUCUCCCCCACCAGCCAGACUUCCCAGGCCGCCCUUCUCUUCCCUCCCUGGGCUUUUGCUUUUACUGGUUUGAUUCACUGGAGCCUGCUGGGAACGUGACCUCUGACCCCUGAUGCUUUUGUGAUCACGUGACCAUCCUCUUCCCCAACAUGUUCUCUCCCCAAAACUGUGCCUGUCCCAACUUCUGGGGAGAGGCACAGCCUAGCCCACCCCCCUUUCUCCACUUGGGAGGAGAGCGUUUGGGGCUUGGAGCCCGUACCCCACUGCUGCUGACUCGGCAGGGCCCUGGGCCCCUUUAUUUGCACGUCAGGGGAGCCGGCUCCCCCCUUGAAUGUACCAGACCCUGGGGGGGGUCACUGGGCCCUAGGUUUUAGGGGGGUCACCAGCCACUCCAGGGGCAGGGACCAUUUCCUCAUUUUCUGAAAGCACUUUAAUGAUUCCCCUCCCCUCAAACCCCAGGGAAUGGAGGGAGGACCCCGACAGCCAAAACAUUGACCCCUUUCCGACCCCCAUCUCUUCUGGCCUCUGCCCCUUCCCCGGUGGAGAGAGGGAGCGGGGCGCUCUCACCCUCCACACGGCCCGGCCCGUGCUUGCAUCUGUAUAUAGUGUGAGCGGCAAGUAGCCCCGCCCCCUCCCGGUCCCUUCUCUCCUCAAUGUAGUGGCCUUGGAUACCUGUUUGUUAAUAAAGACAAUUCAACCAGCUCCCACCAA